CCCCUCUCGCUCUAUUUCUUACACGCCUAUCUUUAAGUUUCUGUAUCCCCAUCUCUUGUUUAAAAAAGUGCCACCACUAACACCUGCCUCGUUGGGUCUGUCUCUUUUGAAACCAUCGUUCAGACUGUUCAUUUUAUAGCAACACAUUGAUCCAGUCAUUAAUAAAUCAAUGUAUGGAUCAUCUCCAAUUGAAAGGAAAUAAACUGGAUCUCCACCGCAGCAGUUUUACCUUGGAUUGAGCAAAGAUUUCUUCAUCUUUUCUGAAAACUAUUUGAAGAGGCAUGACUACUUACGAUCCAGAAAUCAAAGACCAAACCACAUCCUCCUUUGUCGUCUUGACUGUCUUCUUCAUCCUGUUCACCCUCGUUGCCCUCCUGGUCGUUCUGUACAUGUGGCUAAACCGCCAGACUAAUGGCCAGUACACAGUCCACCAACUGGUCCUUGGGGAGGGUGGGGCCAGGGACCGGGUGAGGGGCGGGGUCCAAGUCCUGGAGGUGUGGUUCAGGCGUCGCCUUUGGCCUCUCAGUGAGGAUGAGGAGACUGUAGGAGAGGAGGAACAGAGAGACGAAGAGGAGGAUGUAGAGAGAGUGAGUGAGGGAGGGGAAAGCGAGGGGGAGGGGAAGAAGGAGGAGGGGGAUAAGGAGGAGGGGGAUGAGAGGGAGGGCCGAGUGGACGACUCUUCGGAUGACUACUCCAGUGCGGAGGGCUGUGGCCUGACGGAGAGAGUGAAGGUCAUGGACGCGAAGAAGGAGAGGAGAGAGUGUGAGGGGAAGAGAGAGGAGAAUAUAGAGGAAAAGGGGGAUAGCAAAGGUGAUGAGGGAGCAGCGGGAGGAGAAGAAAGUGGACGGGGAGGUUUGCUGAUACACCUGCAUCAGUACUCUGGUAGUGCUAUCUGGUCUGAAGAUUAUGAGGGAGGCAAAGACAACAAUGAUGUGACUGCAUUGUGAGGAAAGGAUCAGAAAGGGGAAAGAGUUCCAUAAUACAUUUGUGUACAGUAAUAGCGCUUGACAGAACAUUGGCUACUUGUCAUCAUCACCAUCAUCAUCAUCGUCAUAAUUGUCAUAAUUGUAAACCUUACAAACCAGUGUUAUAACAAUCAAGGCAGAGAGCAACAGAGAGUGUACUAAAUCAAUCAUAUUAUCAAAGUGACUGACAAGAGCAACAAUUGCAGCUUGAAUACAUGAAGCUAUAUUAAUGUAUUUUAGAUAUAAAAUAUCAUUUUUAAACGGUUUCGGAGUUUUGGGGUUUGCACUGUUGCUAUGAGAUGAUUUGUAUUGUAAAUAUUUGUGUUCUGUAUAUUUUAUGAAUUGAAUAGCUAUUUAGAUAGGCCUGCCCAACCUUCUUCCUGGAGAUCUACUGUCCUGAAGGUUUUCAGUCCAAUCCUAAUUUAGCAUAUCUGAUUCAGCUAGUUAAG
This is a messenger RNA of Salvelinus sp. IW2-2015, 1414 nucleotides long. RefSeq names its product high mobility group nucleosome-binding domain-containing protein 5-like. The record is from RefSeq and is a predicted model, not a curated record. NCBI's taxonomy places the organism in Eukaryota, Metazoa, Chordata, Actinopteri, Salmoniformes, Salmonidae.